AUGAAGACUGUUCUAGAUUCUAUUUCCAAAGUUGAUAAAGGUCCUGAAAAUGAAUUUUUUCCUUGGAAAAUAGGAGUUCUUAAAAGAACGAAGAAGCCAGCACAUAUAACUCGUCAUUUACUAGAAAGUCCCAUUGUGGAAGAAGUUCCUGAGAAGUCUGUUUCUCCACCAAAGGAGAAUUUUGUUUCGAAAUUCAAGAAAAUUCGCAAACCUCAGCUCAAUCGAAAGGGUGUGUUAAUUCGAGAGGUUCCAGCUCCUAUUUCACCCGCCUCGAAGAAACGCAAAGCCAAGGAAAUGGAGAAAAAUAUCAAGGAGAAGGCGAAGCAAUUAGAAGAUUCUUUAGAUGAGGUUGUUCAGGAGACUGACUUCGAAGAUGAUAGUUAUCAAUCUCCUAUUCACAAUGAACGCAUCUAA
Messenger RNA from Lactuca virosa, 414 nucleotides. The record is from the annotation of a GenBank genome assembly. Lineage: Eukaryota; Viridiplantae; Streptophyta; Magnoliopsida; Asterales; Asteraceae.